AUGUUAAAUAAUGAUAUUGGAGAUGUAACAACUAGUAUUAAUUUUGAUAAUGAUUGGCGAUAUAUUCGUUCAUCGCACGCAACAUCAUAUGAUCAUGAAUUAACUUUGUUUUCAUAUAAUGAUGAAGAUUGGACCACAAUAAAAAUACCUCAUUAUGAGAAUAACAAAUCACAAAAAUUUUCGUCAGUAUGUGUUUCAUAUUGGUAUAGAAAACGAUUUAAUUUAAAACAAAUAUUUGCUCCAGAUCAACAUGUCUACUUACAUUUCGAAUCCACAUCUAAAGAAAACAAAAGAAAUAAAAAUCAACUCGAUCUAAAAAUACCUGCUGUUACUAUAUGGUUGAAUGAAAAUAAAAUUUUUCAUGAUACACUUCCUCAACCGGUCAGUUUAACUGGAUAUUUAAGAAAUGAUUUCGAAAAUUUACUUGUAAUUUAUUCUAAAUACGGAUAUCGCCUUCGUUUACAAGCACGUUUAGUUUCGCCGCGUCAUUUAUCUGGCCAAAUUGAUCUCAAUGAACUUCAUAAUAAGCCAUCAGAAAAACAGCAGAAAAAAACACUUGAUUAUGCGGCAAGUUUCAAUGAUACCAAUGGACGUAUUGAUGUUUUUAUUCAGAAUCUAACGAAAUACGUUGAAAACAAUGAUAUCGAUAUUAAUGAAAAUGCAAAAUUAGAUGAUAUUAAAAAUGACGAAAAUGUCAAAGCACAAUCAAUAACAGACGAUCCCGUACCUCGUGUUGCUAUUUUAAUACUUAUCGUUGGUACACGUGGUGAUGUUCAACCAUUUAUUGCUCUUGGAAAAGCUCUUCUUGCAUGUGGUCAUCGUGUUCGAAUUGCAACACAUGAAGUUUUCAGAAAAUUUGUUCGAGAAAAUGGUAUUGAAUUUUAUCCAUUAGCUGGUGAUCCAGCUGAUCUUAUGUCGUUUAUGGUUAAAAAUGCUGGUAUUGUGCCAUCAAUAAGUAGUAUUGUUGCAGGUGAUAUUACUAAACAUCGUCGUAUUAUUGCUGAUAUACUUGCAUCGACAUGGAAAGCAUGUGUAGAAGAUGACGAUGAAACAGAUGUAUCAUUCGUUGCCGAAGCUAUCAUUGCCAAUCCACCAUCAUUCGGUCAUAUACAUUGUGCACAAAAAUUACAAAUACCUUUACAUAUGGUAUUUACGAUGCCAUGGUCACCAACUGUUCAGUUUCCUCAUCCUCUGUGUAAAAUAGAUUACAAUCGAGCAUCCAUUGAAAGAAUCAAUAUAUUAUCGUAUCAUUUAGUUGAAAUAUUUACAUGGUCUAGUAUGCAUAAUAUCAUCAAUGAAUUUCGUAAGAAUGUUCUUGGCUUAGCACCGUUGCAUAUGCGUCAAGCUGUUCGUUUGAUGAUUGAUGAACGUGUACCACAUACAUAUUGUUGGUCACCUUCACUUGUUCCUAAACCAGCUGAUUGGCCUUCACACAUUGAUAUAUCUGGAUUUUUCUUUCUUGAUCUUGCAACGAAUUUCACUCCACCUGAAGAUCUCGUUCGAUUUCUUGAAUCAGGCGAUCCACCAAUUUAUAUUGGUUUCGGUUCGAUUACUGGUCACGAUUCUCAACGAAUCUUACAUGUUGUACUUGAGGCUUUGAAAAUCAGUGGAUAUCGAGCUAUAUUAUCUGGAUUGGUUAAAGACACUGAUGAAUUACCUGAGAAUAUUUAUGGUAUUGGCAACUGUCCUCAUGAUUGGCUUUUCCAACAUGUAUCAGCUGUGUGUCAUCAUGGCGGUGCAGGUACAACUGCAGCUGGUCUUCGUGCUGGAAAACCUACUAUUGUUGUACCAUUUUUUGGUGAUCAAUUCUUUUGGGGAGCAAUGAUUAAUAAAAUUGGUGCUGGUCCAGUGCCAAUUCCGGGCAAAACGAUAACAGCAAAACAGUUAGCUGCUGCAUUCAAAUUUGUACAUGAUCCAGAUGCACAAGCUGCUGCCUUAAAAAUAAGUUUGAAUGUUCAAAAUGAAAAUGGUUGCGAAGCUGCUGUUCGAUCGUUUCAUGCUCAUUUACCCUUGAAUAGAAUGCGCAGCUAUUUUGAACCAUCCUUCGUUGCACGUUUUCGAUUAAAUGAAUAUGAUUUACGAAUUUCUCGCCCUGUAACUCAAGUACUUAUUGCUACUCGAGCAAUACAAUUAUCUCAACUAUCGUUACAUUAUAUUCACGAUUGGCAUACAAUACGAUAUGUUAGUCGCCCUGAAACAUCCAAUUGGAGUUUUAAACGAGUAAUGUCAAGAUUUACAUUUUCAAAUAAAAUCGCAAAUCGAUCCAAGAGUGCAAGCAGUUUGGACAUCAACAGAUCGCAUAGCACCGCAACUAUUCAAAAAUACGACGUAUUGAGUUUAGAACGUUCGUUUAAAGAUAGUUUACCAUUUUAUGGUAAAUGUAAAGAAUACCCUCAAGAAAAACAUGAUAAAGAUUUGCAAGCAGCAAAGACACCUAAAGUUGACGUUCAUUAUGAUCUCACGAGUAUUGUUUUCCGAUCUCCCCUUUAUAUACGUCCACAAAAUACUACUGUUUUAUCUUCAACAGCUAGCGUUAGAUCCGUAGACAAAAAUAGUAAAACAAUGCGAAUAAAUAAAACAUCAUUUUUCAAAUCGCCUUAUCAAAAUAAUCAAACUCAAAUUACACGAAGACCACAAACAAGUAGCAAAACUCAACGUACAAUAACAACAGCUAAACCAAAGCCUUCAGUCAAAUUAAAAGAUACAAUUAUUAGUAAAUCUCCAGAGCAAGACGCUGCAAAUAAAUCUGGUUUAUCGAUUGAUCUUUGCAAAGAAAUAUUAGCUGACUUCAAAAAAGUUCAAUAUGAUCAAUAUCAUACAAAAGCUAAUGAUAGAUCAACAACUCAAAUCAUGACUCCUAUUCCAUUUAGUUCAAAUAGACGACGUAGUCGUUCAUCAGUGAUUCAUUGA
Messenger RNA from Rotaria socialis, 2910 nucleotides. Lineage: Eukaryota; Metazoa; Rotifera; Eurotatoria; Philodinida; Philodinidae. The record is from the annotation of a GenBank genome assembly.